CAGACUUUCUUGCUUUUUGCGUGUCGAUAGUCACUGCACAUCCUCGUGCGUCCUCAGCGGUGUCUAAUGCAGCUGAAGAAGAAGAAGAAGAAAAAGAAGAAGAAAAUGCUUUAAAGCUCCUUCUCUGGCGCACGCGGGACCAAGAGUUCGUCCCGGUUCCCGAGUGGACCCGGCACCGGAGCCACAUUCCAGCAGCUUCCUUUUGAUCUCCAAGGUGAAGAGGAAGAGGAGGAGGAGGAGGAGAGAGGAGACAGACGGAUUGGAUGGAGUUUAUGGAUUAUUGAAAAAGUGAAGGGCGGAUCAGUAUUUCAUGAGGACUUUCUUCUGCAACACAAGUGAGAUUUCCGCGCGUCCACCUGCAGGUCCGGCGCCGCGUGCGCGCACCGACCAGAUGAGCGCAGAGGCUGCUGGAGGAGGAACGACCGCGCAUCCGGCGCGGGUGUUCGGCGUGUGAGUGUGCGUUUGGAAAGGAGCCCCCCUACUGCGGUACUUUCCCGCCUCGCGGGCAGAGUGAUGGCACCGACCUGCUGACGGACACCGGGCAGUGAUCCGCACCUUCCCCCCCGCCCCCCCCUCCCCCCUGUACGCACAGACGCGUCGAGCCCAGCGAGCCCCACUAAUAUGCAAUGGUUUUUUGUGCAGAAGCCGAGCGCCGCCGCGUACCGCCGACUCCACGCUAGCGCCGCCGCAUGCCUGUCCGCCGCCGCCGCUGCCGCUCCUCUUCCUGCGCGGCGCGGCAGACAACGCCAUUUGAAGAGGAGCGCCCGAGGGCUUUUGACGCCGCGGCGGCCGGGCGGCGACAGCAGCAGCGCGGCUGAGGACACCGAGGAACGGAGCGCCGCUGCGGCCGCCGUUGUCCUGCCGCGCGGGGGGGACGUCGACGCGGAAUACGCGCGGCGGCUGCUGCUGGAGCUUUUGGAAAAAGCGGGCGAGAAUCCGGGCGUGGAGCCGGGCUUCCAGCUGCUGCUGCUGCUGUCUAUGGUGCAGAUCGGGGCGGGUGAGCGGUGCCAAAGUACUGAGUCCAACAGCUGGCCGGCUCUGCUGGCAUGCAAGCAGGGGGGUGGACCAGCCCCCGUGCGAUGGGUGAAUUUUAGGCUGCUGCAUCCGGAGAGCCUCUCUUCCUCCACCCCCUCUUCUUCUUCCUCCUCCUCCUCCCCAGUCUCGGCCAAAUCCAUGCGGUUUAUUUGGAGCAACAUCUUCAGCAAAGGAUCGCAUAUGCUGCAGUGUCUUUGUGGCAGGAGCCUCAAGAAAAACAAGAACCCAACUGAACCGCAGCUGAAGGGCAUCGUGACCAGGUUGUUCUGCAGGCAGGGCUUCUAUCUCCAGAUGGGCCAGGAUGGAAGCCUGGAUGGGACCAAAGACGACAGCACCAACUCCACUCUUUUUAACUUAAUUCCUGUCGGUCUGAGAGUCGUGGCCAUCCAAUCUGUGAAGACCGGCCUCUACAUUGCAAUGAACGGCGAGGGCCACCUGUACACCUCGGAGCUGUUUACAGCAGAGUGCAAGUUUAAAGAGUCGGUGUUUGAGAACUACUAUGUGAUCUACAGCUCCAUGCUGUACAGGCAGAAGGAAUCGGGCCGGGCCUGGUUUCUGGGCCUGAACAAGGAGGGCCAGGCUAUGAAGGGCAACAGGGUCAAAAAGACCAAACCAGCUGCACACUUCCUGCCUAAACCCAUAGAAGUUGCCAUGUACCGAGAGCCGUCGUUGCACGACGUAGGGGAGGCGGUGCCUAAGCUCGCAGGGGUCCCGCCUUCCAAAAGCACAACCUGUGAGCCGGUGGUCAUGAACGGAGGGAAACCAGUCAGCAAACCCGACAAGGGGGGGACAUAACCCCGCCCGCCCACCCGCCCGCCUGCGGCCGAAGCCACAAACACAGCCUUGCCCCACUGCUGCGCGCUCACUAGACAAAAACUGCAACAACAGGUAAAACAAACAGCGGCACGCUCUGAUUGGACAGCGCUGGGGCCCCUCGUUCCCCCCCGCCGUCUGUGCUGGUUGGGCUCUGGGGGGAAGAAGACAGACUGAUGUUUGGGAACUGAGAAGAUGGAUGGAGAAACUUGAGAGUGAAGCAAUGCCAUCCUCACACACUGUCAUUUAUUUUUUCUGACAAUCCAUCAGAAUAAGGCCUUGUUUUUUUUUUUUUUAAAGAAAAAAGAAAAGAAAAAAAAAAACCCUGAUAGGACUGUUUGAUUUCUUCAUGGAGCCAAAAAACUCUUCGUGCAGAAUAUUCAAGAAAGAAAAAAAAAGCCUCAGCAGAUGUUCAGUUCUGCUGAUUCAGAGCGCG
Oryzias latipes (Japanese medaka) is the source of this 2284-nucleotide messenger RNA. RefSeq names its product fibroblast growth factor 14. Gene Ontology annotation, molecular function: growth factor activity. The record is from RefSeq and is a predicted model, not a curated record. NCBI's taxonomy places the organism in Eukaryota, Metazoa, Chordata, Actinopteri, Beloniformes, Adrianichthyidae.